Closterium sp. Naga37s-1 is the source of this 186-nucleotide messenger RNA. Lineage: Eukaryota; Viridiplantae; Streptophyta; Zygnematophyceae; Desmidiales; Closteriaceae. The record is from the annotation of a GenBank genome assembly.
CCCUGCCGAGUGCAUCUGCCCCGACGGGAAAGCCUACAACGAAACGGACAAGACAUGCUAUGACCUGUGUGUUCUCUGGCAAGGAGUGUGGCCCCGAUGCUGAUUGCACUGCGUAUGGGACCGAUCCUGUGUGCGAGUGCAACAUGGACGGUUUUCUCUUUAACGAGCCUGACAAGACGUGCUUCG